Molecule: messenger RNA, 1752 nt
Organism: Homarus americanus (American lobster)
Lineage: Eukaryota; Metazoa; Arthropoda; Malacostraca; Decapoda; Nephropidae
Product: glutamate carboxypeptidase 2-like
Molecular function (GO): carboxypeptidase activity
Source: RefSeq, a predicted model, not a curated record
AAACUUUAUUUCUCUUAAUAGGUUUUUUAUUGUAUAUCUUUGCUAUAAUAUUGUAUUGUUAAAAUGACUGUUUCUCGGUUAACUUAAGAUAUAUAACAAUUUAGGUUAGGUUAGGCUUGGUUCGGUUGCAUUUAGGUUAAGUUAGGUUGGAUUAGGUUAGUUUCGGUAGUAUUAUGCCAGGUUAGGUUAUGUAAGCACUCGAGUGGUUAAUGUUAAGGUGUAAUAAGCUGGGGUUAAUCUUGGCCAUGUUACAGAUCACGCUGGUUGAUGGUUCGGGAGGCGUGGUGUUCACUAGUAACUACAAGGAGAAGCCGCUCAGAGAUGGUGACGACGACCCGGAUUUUGUCCACGCCUUCAAUGGCUACGCUCCUGCAGGGAGUGUAUCGUCAGAGGCAGGGCGGGGUGUAGUCUACGUCAACUAUGGUCGUGUGGAAGACUUCGACAAGCUGGAGGAGUUGGGUGUUAAUGUAUCAGGCUGUAUCGCCAUCGCUCGCUACGGCAAGAUCUUCAGAGGCAACAAGCUCCUUCAUGCCCAAGAACGCGGGGCUAAGGGCAUGAUCCUGUUCUCUGACCCCGGGGAUGUAGCGCAGGAAGGCGUUGCUGAUGAUGACGUGUACCCCUAUACGUGGUGGCUGCCGGGGACUGGUAUGCAGAGAGGAACAACUUACAUGGGUAGUGGUGAUCCACUGACCCCUGGCUGGUCUUCUACAGCCAAUGCCUACAGGUUGACGAUGGAAGAUGCUGACCUGCCCAAGAUACCCUGCCAGCCUAUUGGAUAUGACGAUGCCCGGGUUAUACUUGAGAAGAUGGGAGGUAUGGCAGCUCCUGACGAGGCUUGGAAGGGCGGUCUAGAUGGCUUGGCAUAUAACCUGGGCCCUGAGCUGUUGGACGAGUACUCUGGCUACACCCUACACCUGGACACACACAACACCUUUCAGCAGUACACCUCUUAUAAUGUCAUCGGGACAAUCAAGGGCGAGGUGGAGCCAGAUCGCUAUGUGCUGAUCGGGAACCACCGCGACGCUUGGGGGUUCGGCGCCUCAGAUCCAUCCAGUGGCACGGCUCAGAUACUGGAGACCGCUAGAGUGAUGGGGCAGCUCAUGGCAGAUGGAUGGAGGCCUCGCCGGACACUGGUCUUCUGCAGUUGGGGAGCCGAGGAGUAUGGUCUGAUUGGCUCUACUGAGUGGGUCGAGGAACACGUGGAGAAGCUACAGGAGCGGAGUGUCAUGUACCUGAACACAGACACAUGCGCCUCUGGGCCGAUCCUACACGUGCCAGGCAGCCCCCUACUCUGGGACGCCAUCACCGACAUCACUAAAAUGGUGCCGGGAGUGAGGCAAGGACCCACGGUGUAUGAUGAACUGAAGGACUAUUAUACAGCUAUGAAUAAAACCUCUAUUGAGAUGACAACACUGGGGUCAGGUAGCGACUAUGCACCCUUCUCCUUCUACUGCGGCAUCCCCUGCCUCGACCUGUGGUUCAGAAGGGACAAGAAUAAGAACGAAAUCUCCAUCUACCCAUCCUACCACACUGGCUACGAGACCUUCUACAUGGUGGAUCACAACGUAGAUCCAGGGUUCAGGAUCCACCAGGGCUGCAGCAGACUGGCUUCCCUAAUGCUCAGGUUCUUCGCUGAUUCGGCCCUCAUCCCUUACAGCCUGGAGCAGCUCCCCAAGACCAUUAAGGAAGGGAUCGACAGUUUUAAAAAGAAUGGGAAGCGGGAUGAAUUAAUUAAGAUUUAUGAGAAUUAUG